Messenger RNA from Tuber melanosporum (Perigord truffle), 1639 nucleotides. RefSeq lists its product as uncharacterized. Gene Ontology annotation, molecular function: transcription coregulator activity. Bases 191 to 1639 code for a protein of 482 amino acids. The record is from RefSeq and is a predicted model, not a curated record. Lineage: Eukaryota; Fungi; Ascomycota; Pezizomycetes; Pezizales; Tuberaceae. Gene Ontology annotation, cellular component: RSC-type complex; nucleus; nuclear chromosome. Gene Ontology annotation, biological process: regulation of transcription by RNA polymerase II; chromatin remodeling. The transcript is spliced from 4 exons.
ACCCGCUAUCCACAUUCAUCGGCAAUCUUACCCAUCCACCCACCCCUCAACCCCCAUCCUCACCGUUUUUCACCCUGGACUAUCCAUCCGACCGCGUCUCCCUUGGACGAAUCCGCUCCGUCCCCCGAAUCAUCCCCACAGCGUCUCCCUGCUACCUCCGAAUAAUAAAAACUUCAAUACUACGGGAGCGAUGAAGCCACCGCAGGCCUUAACCACCACCUAUGCCACGCGCAUAGCCACAUUUUCCACAGCCCUGAUAACACCCGCCGGCCUUAAUCCGACUUCCGGUGCUCCUGGUGCUACACCUGUCGGUGAGCGCACAUCUGGGAGGACAAAGCGCGGAACCACUGUCAUUAACUAUGCCGAGGUGGACGGUGACGAUGAUUUGGAGGUUGAUGGUGAGAGCAAUGCGGGCCAGCGGGGGUCUAAUGCCCUGAUUGUCGGCGCUGGGCCUCCGCAGAAUGGGCUUGGAACUAAUAGUAUGGGAAAUGUCGUCGAAGCAAUCAAACGGCCAGUACAAAUUCCGGGCCGACCCGCACAGCCCAGAUCAAGCCAAGGCCUAUAUAGGACAGAGCAUCAACUACUGGCUGCCUCCAAUUUACCGUCGGUGCUAGUUCCAAUUCGUUUGGACUUUGACCUCGAUCCUCCCUCUCGUGGCCGAAUCCACGACAGCUUCCUUUGGAAUCUCAACGAGACAUUGAUCACUCCAGACAAUUUCGCCAUCACGACAUGUGUAGAUCUUGACCUGCCGUUACAACCAUAUGCGUCAAUGAUUUCUGCUGCCAUCCGCGAUCAGAUAUCGGAAUAUGCACCUGUAGCAACGAUUCCCAUAUCUGAAGAAUCUGGAGAAAUGCGAGUAGUUUGCAACCUCAACGUGAACCUGGGGGAGCGCGUCUACACCGAUAAAUUCGAAUGGGAUUUAACGGGCGGCCUUUCGCCGGAAUACUUUGCGAAAUCCGUUGCCGCAGACCUUGGGCUUACGGGUGAAUUUAUUCCGGCGAUUGCGCACGCAAUCUACGAAUUCUGCCUGCAAAAGAAGAAGGAUCUCUGUGAGACCGGCAUCACUCCCGAACUAGAGAACGACGCACAUCGGCCGGAAACAGAAGCUGGCUGGCGCGUGGACCUGGAGUCCUUGGGUGCUGAAUGGGAAUCUAGGGUUGAAACGCUUACCCGCGAGGAGAUCGACAAACGGGAGGGAGACCGCGAGAGGGAAAUUCGUAGGUUGCGCCGUGAUACAGCACGACUGGGGGGGACGCCAGGCGGUGUCAUAAUGCCUUCACAUUGGGGACCCGGCGCAUCGAAUGAUGUGGGCGGAGAAGAGCAAAUGGGCCGUGGGAGUCGAGUGAAGCGCAAACGUCAACGCAGCUUCUCCCCGCCUGCCCGUGGAACCCCGACCCGUACUCCUUCGCAUCAGCAGGGGAACGGUAUCAAUGGGUCGGGCGGCAUUCUCAACGGAGGUCUCACGGAAUGGGAGAAACAGAAUUGGAGAUGCAGCUGGUGUUUUAUCACCGGGACUGGGACUUGGGGCGUUAGGGAGGGUCCUGACGGUCCAAAGACAUUAUGCCACAAUUGUGGCCAAGCGUGGAUGGAAACUGGAGUGUUACCAGAAUGGGCCAAGGGGCUACACAUGCGUCAAUAA